Molecule: messenger RNA, 276 nt
Organism: Ilex paraguariensis (yerba mate)
Lineage: Eukaryota; Viridiplantae; Streptophyta; Magnoliopsida; Aquifoliales; Aquifoliaceae
Source: the annotation of a GenBank genome assembly
AUGGGGCUAUGUAGAGCUUCUUUCACAAGCAGAGAUACACUAGGUUUAUAUGUUGUGCUUACAAUGUUUACCGGCUAUUUGGUUGGAUAUGCUGCAUUCAGAGCAUUGUUUGGCCACGGUCCUAUUAUGGUGACCUCCGGAGUGGCUAGUACUGCUGGGGGAAUCCUUGGGUUAGUUUGUGGCAUGCUUGUAGAAAUGCUUCUUUUUAUUGUUAGAACUUCCAGUCAAGAUUUGGGACCCAAGUCUUCUGCUUCCAAGCUAAAGAAGGAUCAAUAA